AUGAGCAGAGUGGCGGCGAUCUGCCUACUGGCAGCAUGUAUCGCCUCUCAUUCCGUGACUUUCGCACGCGAGAUCAGCAGGGCACAUUACGACGAUCUGCAGGUAGCCGCUACUCAUCAUCAUCAUGAGAGCGGCCACGGGGGAGAGCAUCAUUCCGGCCACCAUCACGAGCACGGUGGAAAAGGCGACAAAGGUUACAAGUCGGAUCACCACCACGAAAAGGGGGAAAAGGGACAUCACGAUAAAGAAGGCCACUCUGGACAUUAUCACGAGGAUGAAGGCCAUAAGAAGCAUCAUCAUCACGAUGAUGGCUACUACGGCGAGCACCACAAGGGCGAGAAGGGAGAGAAGGGUCACAAAUUCCACGAGAAAGGGCACUACGGUAAAGGCCAUAGCACAAAGGGCCAUCACGAGGUUCACAAGCUUGAUGAGUUUAAGAAGGAUAAGGAAUUCUACGACGAGCAUCACGAUCAUGGUCACCACGACGAGCAUGGUGGUCAUCAUCAUGAGCACGGACACAAGAAAGGUGGCCACUUUAAGAAAGGGCAUCAUGACCACCAUCAUCACGAGGAUCAUUACGGCAAGAAGGGCCAUCAUGAGAAGGGACACCACCAUCACGAUCAUAAGGGUCACAAAGGCCAUGGCGGACAUGAUGAGCAUCAUCAUCAUCACCAUCAUCAUGGCAAGAAAGGCGGUCAUGAAGACCACAAGCACUGGGGAUUCAAAAAGGGACAUUAAUGCCGGAUAUGCGGAGAAUUAUAAUUUCGUUGCUAUUGCUUGUUGAGUUGCGCUGACUGUCAUGUUGCAUUAAUUGUUGUACGUGACGACGAACAGAAUAAAUCUUUUACAAUAGAUAUAUUUCAUGUUGAUGUAUUAUCGCAUGUUACGUUAUGCCAAUUCGCUGCAAAAUGCAAUAUGUGUUUAUUAACUCAUAACUUUUUUGCGCUCCUGUAUGUUUCGUGUAAAUGUUUAAUAGCUCGCAUUAAUCAAGCCCUUAUAACGCUAUAGACGUAUACUGGACGUAAAAUGAAAUUUGAGUUAUUUCUGCGACUGUAACGUAUGUCGCGAAAUCAGUAACUGUCGUAAUAAUUCAGU
Messenger RNA from Vollenhovia emeryi, 1095 nucleotides. RefSeq names its product histidine-rich glycoprotein-like. The record is from RefSeq and is a predicted model, not a curated record. Lineage: Eukaryota; Metazoa; Arthropoda; Insecta; Hymenoptera; Formicidae. Bases 1 to 738 code for a protein of 245 amino acids. The transcript has a single exon.